AUGAGCGAAAAAUCAGUUCUUCUAGAAGCCUUGAAGGCCGACAAAGAUAGUCAGGUUCGACUACUCCAGGCAUUUGUUCGAGCUGCGUCCCCCAAUCCGCCUGGGAAUACCACGGCGGCUGCGAAAGCUCUCACUCAGUACUUGUCAGAUCUAGGCAUCCCCUACAAAAUUAUCGAACGGCAACAGGGACAGCCAAAUAUUGUCAGCGAGUUUCAAGGCGGCAAAGGUCCGGGUCCGCGCGUUGUUUUGAAUGGCCAUAUCGAUGUCUUCCCCGUGGCUGAUAACACAAGUGGCUGGAAGCGCGACCCUUGGUCUGGUGAUGUUGAGAAUGGACGUAUUCAUGGGAGAGGAGUUGUUGACAUGAAGUCUGGCACAGCCUCACUGGUGAUUGCUUAUGCUUAUCUCUGUACUCGAAAGGAGUUCCUCCACGGGAGUGUUGCCCUUUGUGCUGUAUCUGACGAAGAGACCGGCGGCCGUUGGGGUACGGGAUACCUCAUCAAGCAGGACCGAGAGCGAUGGGGCGGAGAUGUCAUGUUAAGUGCAGAACCAUCUGGCCAAACUAUCCGAUUUUCCGAAAAAGGCACUUUGAGGCUUUCUGGAUCUGUGACCACCGAAGGAGCACUUGGGGCGUACUUGAACUUGAGCAAGGGCGCUGUGCGAACUGCCACUGCGUUUCUCGCCGAUGUCGUGAACGUGGUUGAAUCCAUCACUCCAAACCCACCGCCUGAGAUUGAUUUGCUUCUCAAGGAUCCGGACACUUUGAAAGCCGUGGACAAGGCAAUGGGCCCAGGUACAUCGACCAUCAUUGGUCUGCCAACUGUGAAUAUUGGAACCAUCUCAGGUGGUGUCAAAGUCAACAUGAUACCCGAAAAUUGUGAUUUUGAGCUUGAUAUCCGGUUGCCAGUAGGGUUGUCAGCGGAUGAAGUGAUGGCUGCGAUAGGAACUGUGGUUCCUCGAUAUCCCGAUGCUACGAUAGAGCUUAAGCGACAAGAAGCUGCUAGCAACCCGAGUAGCUUUUCAUCUAUCGACCAUCCUGUCAUUGAGCAUCUCAAAGAGAAUGCCAAUGCCGUUGGUGGGUUCCAUCCAAGACUCAUUCCCUCUAUGGGUGCUACAGAUUGCAAGCAUUACCGGUAUGCUGGCAUACCCGCUUAUGUUUAUGGCUGUAGUCCAUACAGUAUGGCAGCAGUGAAUGAAUCCGCUUCGGUGGAUGAAUUCCUUCAUGUCACCAAGGUCCAUGCUCUGGCUACAUGGGAUUUGCUGUAUUAG
Penicillium longicatenatum is the source of this 1266-nucleotide messenger RNA. RefSeq lists its product as uncharacterized. The record is from RefSeq and is a predicted model, not a curated record. The transcript has 3 exons. Lineage: Eukaryota; Fungi; Ascomycota; Eurotiomycetes; Eurotiales; Aspergillaceae. Gene Ontology annotation, molecular function: hydrolase activity. Bases 1 to 1266 code for a protein of 421 amino acids.